Myripristis murdjan (pinecone soldierfish) is the source of this 2725-nucleotide messenger RNA. It is a transcript of the gene exo1, whose product is annotated as exonuclease 1. The transcript is spliced from 14 exons. The record is from RefSeq and is a predicted model, not a curated record. Gene Ontology annotation, molecular function: 5'-flap endonuclease activity; DNA binding; 5'-3' DNA exonuclease activity. Gene Ontology annotation, cellular component: nucleus. Bases 142 to 2547 code for a protein of 801 amino acids. Gene Ontology annotation, biological process: mismatch repair; DNA recombination. NCBI's taxonomy places the organism in Eukaryota, Metazoa, Chordata, Actinopteri, Holocentriformes, Holocentridae.
CUGACGUCGACGCACCACUUUUGCCGCUAAAAACAAACUCGAGGCUGCUUUCCUCCUGUGUUAAACCACGGUCCUUUUAUCUAACAUUAUACAUGAGUUAACCACAAUACAGGUCACUCUGAACUCAAGUCAAGUAUCAAAAUGGGAAUCCCUGGAUUGUUGCAGUUUAUCAAAGAUGCAUCAGAGCCCAUCAAUGUCAAAAAAUACAAAGGACAGACUGUGGCCGUGGACACUUACUGCUGGCUGCACAAAGGAGCGUUUUCAUGUGCAGAAAAGCUUGCCAAAGGGGAGCCAACUGAUCAGUAUGUAUUGUACUGUAUGAAAUUUGUGGACAUGCUAUUGUCCUUUAAUGUGAAGCCCAUUCUGGUGUUCGAUGGACACAAUCUGCCUUCAAAAGAAGAAGUGGAAAAGGCUCGCCGAGAACGUCGACAAGCCAACCUUCACAAAGGCCGGCAGCUGCUACGUGAAGGAAAGCUUUCUGAGGCCAGAGAUUGUUUCACCCGCUGUGUUAACAUCACCCCAGGCAUGGCUCACAACGUUAUCAAGGCUGCAAGAACUCGAGGGGUUGAUUGCAUCGUGGCUCCAUAUGAGGCUGAUGCUCAGCUAGCGUUCCUCAGCAAGUCUGGCUUGGCCCAUGCUGUCAUUACUGAGGACUCCGACCUCCUAGCAUUUGGCUGUAAAAAGGUCAUCCUUAAAAUGGACAAGCAGGGCAACGGGCUGGAGAUAGAUCAGAGCCACCUGGGCCGCUGUCGAUCUUUGGGGGAUGUUUUCACCGAGGACAAGUUUCGCCACAUGUGCAUCCUCUCUGGCUGCGACUACCUGCCCUCGCUUCAUGGCAUUGGGCUGGGCAAGGCCUGCAAGCUGCUGCGGAUCGCCAACAACCCCGACAUCCUCAAGGUGAUCAGGAAGAUGGGGCAGUACUUGAAGAUGAGCAUGGUGGUGCCUGAAGAGUAUGUGGAAGGCUUCACCAAGGCCAACAACACCUUCCUCUAUCAGCUCGUGUUCGAUCCUGUCAGGAGGAAGCUCGUGCCCCUCAACCCAUACCCGGACCACAUCGACCCAGCCUCUCUCAGCUAUGCUGGGAAAAAUUUUGGAGAUGGCAAAGGCUUACAGAUGGCCUUGGGGAACCUGGACAUCAACACCAUGGAGAGGAUAGAUGACUUCAACCCAGACAAACCUAUCACACAGCUAUCAAAACCACGCAGUUGCUCCUGGAAUGACUCACCGGGAGCCCCCAAGCUCUCCAGUGAACGCAGUAUCUGGAGUACAGAUGUUAGGCCAGACUGUGCUGGUCCACCCAGGCCUGCUGCCCCCCCAGACAGGCCUCCCUCCACAAGGGGGAAGGAGAGAGUUAUCAGUCUGGAGGGCCUCGGGCUUCCUGGCAGAGAGCGGCAGGUUAAGAGAUCAAGAGAAAAUUCUGGUAUAUCAGACCAGGAGGUGCUGCAGCAGUACUCCUCCUGUGAUCAGAAGCGAUCUAGACCAGAGGUGCAGCCAGACAAGCCAGCUUCAAGCGAUCAACCAAGAAUACGCAACUGCUUUGCCACUCUGCUGCAGAGGAGGAACCAGGAUGUUGAGGGAGAUCACCAGGCCACACGUAGCAGGUUCUUCAGCAGUGCCUGUGAGGUGGCCAGUCAGAGCACUCAACAGUCGCUUCAGGAGGAUUUACCUGGCGAUGUGGAGUCCAGAGUUCUGAGUCAAACUGACAACAAGUCCUCUUCCAGCACCCAGCCCGGGUCUGAUUUAUCUCCAGACACGCCAAACCCUCCGUCACCCACGUCCUCUACCCGCCCACAGCUAGCCAGUCAGGGUCUUGGGCUGUUUCGUUGGUCAGGCUCCUCCCCCAUCACCAAACGAUCAGAAAGCCCGACGUCAGCCUCUGGCAAGACUGCCCUACAGCAGUUUCAACUCAAGAAAGAGAGUUUACCUUGGAGCACCAACACUCAAAACCCCCCAGGAGGUACACUGGCCCUGACAGUGUCUUCUAUCAACAAGGGCCUAGAAGAUGAGUACAGCCCCCCAGACUCACCCCCCUCCCAGGACAGUGCCUACUUCUCCCAGUCCCAGCCUUGCAUCAUGUCCUGCCACAAAGAGGAAAUUCCUGCCGCCUUCUCUUUCCCCUCCUCCUUGUCACCGGCCCACCAGGAGGAAGCUGACUCUGAAAUGAACUCAAGCAACGAUUCAGAAGCACGUCAGAUUCAUGUACACUCACCAGAAGCGAAGAAGAGGCCCAGUGUGGUGAAGGUUGCAGGUCUACCAAGGCUAAAACCUAACUGCCAGGGUAAAGCAGCAAAGGUCCAGGUUUUAUCAAAGGCCAGGGCCAGUGGACUGAGAAGGAAGCCUCCUGGUCCUGGAAAGAAAGCCAAUAACGAAAACAGCCCUGGCCUACAGGCCACCAUCAGCGGCCUCUGGAAGAACUUUGGAUUCAAAAAAGAGUGUCAGAAAGUGAACCCAUGCGAGAAAGGACAGCCCAUGUCUCCUGUGAAGGAUAACCUGCCAACCAACUCACCUCUGACAGACAAGGAGAAGAGCUUGAUCCCCAGCUUCUGAUCCCUGCCCAUGUCCACAUGCUGCUGAGCAGUUGGUGUGGCACAGGGCUUUUAGGUUCAAACAUCCUUUUCAAUACAUACUGUGUAUGUUCAUGAUUUCUCAUUAAUCAGUGUUUCUGAAUCCUGUGAAUAGAUUUUAGCUUGAAUAAAAAUUAUUAUUAUUAGUUUUUACAAAUGUA